CCUGAUCACCUACUUGAGAUGGACAUGUCUAAAGAGGAACAAAAUGCAAUUUUGGCAAGACUAAAAAAAGUAGCAGAGGGCUUUCAAAAAUUGGGCAUCAAAACCAACCAGGACCAAGUACCAGUUGUUGCAGUUUUGGGCUCUGGAGGCAGUCUACGUGCCAUGAUCGGUCUCCUCGGAGUCCUUGCAGAAAUGGCUGAUCUAUGUUUUCUAGAUACAGUUACAUACCUCUGUGGUACUUCUGGAUCUACCUGGUGCAUGGCAUCACUCUAUAACUCUGCCAACUGGUCAACCUGCAUGGAAAAGAUGGAACAUACAAUAUGCCAAAGAAUCAGCAACAGCAAGUGUGACUGGAAGGACUCCUUGGAGAAGCUAAAUCGAAGAGUGAACAAGGACACUGAAUCCCUGACCUCCUUUUGGGCCUAUGUUGUGAUUCGUACAAUGACUAAAGAUAAUACUGAGAAUAAGCUGUCUGAUCACCGUGCAGCCUGUGAAACUGGAACAAACCCGUAUCCUAUUUACUCUGCAGUGCAAAAGCAAAAUGUGGAUAAAAAAAUACAACAUGAUCCGGGGACGUGGUUUGAGUUCACCCCGCACAAGGCUGGUUUUCCAGCAUACAACUCUUUUGUGGACACACAAUACCUGGGCUGUAAGUUCAAAGAGGGGAAGCUAUGCAAAAUCACCCCUGAGAGGGACCUCUGUUUUAUGCAAGGAUUGUGGGGAAGCGCCCUUGCCAGCAAGGAAGCAAUCUGGGGUAUCCUUAAAGAUCAUAUUGGUGACACGUUCGGAAAAGCAGCAUGCAACAAAGGUGUAAAUACAAGUGAUGAAUACAAAGAGCAUCAAAGCAAGUGCAAAAAAUGUAAAAGUCUGCACACUCUUCUCUCUGAGGAACAACAAAGUAUGGAUUACAAUAUGAAAGAGCAGCUACUUCUCAUCUUGAGAAAAUUCUUAGAUGAUAACAAAGAAAAAGAAUCUUCGAGUGAUUUCAGCACGGAAGAAAAAGUUGGAUCAGAUGACUGUGAAGUGUGGAAAGUGAUACUUAAUUGUUUGGUUUCUCUUGCUAAGUGGGAAUGGGGAACAACCUAUAACUUCCUUUACCUUCAAAAUGAAUCAGGUAAGGUCCCCACUGAGCUUUCCAGUCAGGAGUACAUCCAUCUAAUUGAUGCUGGACUGGAGAUAAAUUCUGCUUACCCAUUAAUGCUAGCUCCAUACCGCAAAGUAGACCUCAUUCUGUCCUUUGACUUCAGCGAAGGUGAUCCGUUUAUGACCAUAAAACAAACAGCAGAAUACUGUGAGAAGAACCAUAUCCCAUUCCCCAAGAUCCACAUUCAAAAUGGAGAAGAUGAGCAAAAGAGCCCUUCACAAAACUGUUACAUAUUUGAAGGGGAUCAAAAGGACACCCCAGUGGUCAUGCAUUUCCCACUUUUCAACAACAAGAGUUGUGGAGAUAAAGUUGAAGAAUGGAGGGAAAAGUAUUCCAGCAUGAAAAUGUCCUUCACAAAUUUAGAGGUGAACGAUCUAUUGCAUGUCUCAAGAGAAAAUGUGAAGCUGAGUAAGAAUCAGAUAUUGGAGAAGCUUAGGAAUAUGUCUAAGUAAACCCGAGGAAGUGGCCACUCACACAUUGAAAUACUGGAUUGAACAAGAAGCACAUCUCAGUUCAUCGCAAUAUUACUUUGUGUGUCACUUUUUGUUACAUUCUAGUAAAUAAAUGUAGUGAUUCCAAAACGU
Molecule: messenger RNA, 1728 nt
Organism: Spea bombifrons (plains spadefoot toad)
Lineage: Eukaryota; Metazoa; Chordata; Amphibia; Anura; Pelobatidae
Gene: PLA2G4C
Product: phospholipase A2 group IVC
Exons: 13
Coding region: 19-1596 (525 amino acids)
Biological process (GO): glycerophospholipid catabolic process
Cellular component (GO): cytosol; nuclear envelope; nucleoplasm
Molecular function (GO): calcium-dependent phospholipid binding; calcium ion binding
Source: RefSeq, a predicted model, not a curated record